Messenger RNA from Aspergillus brunneoviolaceus CBS 621.78, 795 nucleotides. RefSeq lists its product as uncharacterized. The coding region runs from base 1 to 795 and encodes 264 amino acids. The record is from RefSeq and is a predicted model, not a curated record. Lineage: Eukaryota; Fungi; Ascomycota; Eurotiomycetes; Eurotiales; Aspergillaceae. The transcript is spliced from 3 exons.
AUGGCGCACCGGGAAGUAUCAUUUAUCAUCAGUACGUCCCAGCCGACAAAGGCGACCGAGUCGCAGCGGAGAAUCGCCCUGUCGCACGCCGCUCGCUCAGCGCAUGCCAAGGCCAGGCGCCUGCGGACGCUUCAAUACCAGGCACAAAAGAGACAUGAACGCCAUGCAAGGCUCUCACAAGAAACUCCAGACCUUCCCAUUACUGGACUGGACAUGUUCCUUCCAGCAGACAGAACAGACCCCUUCAUGAGUUUCGCAAGGACCUUAUCCCCUACCGAACAAUUCCUUUUCGAUCACUACGUCACAGUGAUCAUACCUCUAAUGCGCUGCAACGAGACGCAGGUGCUCUUCUCGCAGCGCAUGAAUAGUAUCUGGGUCCCUAUCGCGAUCACCGAAUCCAGCCUUCUCGACAUUGUGCUUCUCACCUCGAGUCGACAUUUGUCGUGUUGCUACACGCAGGAGCAGCAGGCGAAGCAACGCUUCUUCAUGCAAGUGACACUCCAGUACAAGUCGCAAAGUCUACGGUCACUGAGACGCGCUAUUUCGGCCGAGGUGCCGGCUUUGGAUGAUGCGACGGUCGCAAAGGCAAUCAUGCUCGCUUAUGAUGAGUUAUAUAUUCGCAAUACGGUCAUGCUGAAGCAUCAUAUUGACGGGGCUGUCAAGAUGGUCGCUCUGAAAGGCGGGCCCCAGACCUUGGGCUUAGAGGGACUUCUCGAACACUUCCUUUCCAACCUCAUUACCAAGAUGAGAGGUGACCUAGGGGUUCAUGUCACGACUCCCUGGGAUGUGUGCUGA